This is a messenger RNA of Frieseomelitta varia, 3856 nucleotides long. RefSeq names its product probable RNA helicase armi (gene armi). Bases 1 to 3750 code for a protein of 1249 amino acids. The transcript is spliced from 6 exons. NCBI's taxonomy places the organism in Eukaryota, Metazoa, Arthropoda, Insecta, Hymenoptera, Apidae. The record is from RefSeq and is a predicted model, not a curated record. Gene Ontology annotation, molecular function: helicase activity.
AUGUUGUCGUUUAUACAUACCCUUAUAAAAUAUACUCUAGGAUAUAAAUCGUCCAGCAAAGAUGAAUCAGACGAAAUAAACAGUGUCAUAGCUCGUAUUGAAAAUGCGUAUGAAGAGGAAACACGAAAGGGUGAACGCUCUAAUAAGGACACAAGUUAUAAAAGAGGGAUUAUUACUUUAAUCACCACGGAUUAUUUGGUGGUUGAUGAGUUUUAUGUUUGCGAUGUAGCAAACAUUUCAGUAAAUAAUUUAAAAGUAGGUGACAAAGUCUGUUACUCGCUCUUAAUGGAGCGAGACAACCACGAGGAAAAACACAAAAUAAAAAUUAUUUCUGUGAUAAAUGAAUCGUGGGGAGAUGCAGAGAAUUCGGAGGUAGAUAUUGUCAAACCGCAAACAUUAACAAGGUGUAUAGUUGGAAAAGUUAUGGAACGUAAAAAUCGACUGUUAGUUGUAGAACCUAACAAUAUCACCGUUAACUUAAACAAAGUAGAAUCUGAGUUUAUUCCUGUGAUCGGAGAUUGGUUACAAUUAGAGACAGAAGUAGAGAUUGAUGAAGUUUCUUAUAAUCUAAAUGGAGAAAUUUUAGAGAUAAAAAAAAUACAGCCCCUAAGAUCUAGAUUAGAUGUUGGAACUGUAACUAGUUUUGAUCUAACUAAAGAAAUUGGUGUUAUUGGAAAAGAUACUGUAUUUAAUAAAAGGAUAUGUGAGUCUGGUUACAUUCCUUGUGUUGGCGAUAAAGUAAUAAGUGACAGUAUUGAAAGUGAUCAAGGAUUUUAUACAUGGAGAUCAUUAACAGUGGUUCCGGUACUUCAAGUCUCUAAAGAAGUUAAGUUACCAGUAUUGCAUAAUAUUUCCUAUACAUCAAAAAAAGAUUUAAACAAUCUUGUGAAAAAUAAGCAUGGUAUUGUUAUAAGUGAUGAUUUAAACAUUGAUUUAAAUGUACAAGAAGAAAAAAAUAUAACAAUUACUAUAGACAAUUUAAGUAAUACUACUCAUAUAUUGCACAGAAGUUGUUUCAUGAUAAAAAAAAGCAACUCUCAACUAAGAUUAAUAGAACCAAGUGCUCCUAAUAUAGUUUCAGUAUUAAAUCCUUCUGAUAAAUUAACUUAUAUAUUUAAAUGUACAGCAAAAUUUAUUGGUACAAGCAAAGAAUUAUUUGUUUUUCAUUUUAAAGAUUUCGAAAUUGGACGAAUUUUUAAUAUUACUGUCAAACCUAAAAUUAUACAAAAAAAAUCAUACUAUAAAAAUAAUAAUACUAAAACUAAUUAUGUACUAGACUUGGAUGAAUGGAAUGAAACUACAUACAUUCCAGGCAUUCGUCCAUGUAGACCACCAUCAUUUAUUAAAGUACGAAAUAUGGUAUACAAAGUUCCUAAACAUUAUUGGGAUAUAAUAUCAAAAUGCAUAAAUGAAAGAAAAUCUCAAACUGAGUGUAAAUAUGAUAUAGAAAAUGCUGUACCUUGUUUAUCAAAGAGACUUUCUUUUGAAUCGUACAAAAAUCGGUUUCACGCUUUAUUAUAUUUAGAAGAAAUUGCUCAAAUAAUAAAUAUGCAACAGUAUAAUAUAAAUAGCACAGUUAUGAGACAUUGUGGAGAAUAUUUAGUUAUGGAAGUGCCAGGACUUGCAGAGAAACGUCCCUCUCUCCUUGUUGGUGAUAGAGCUAUAGUGUCUUUCAAAUGGGAUAACUCUCAAGGAAAAUUAAAAUAUGAAGGAUUUAUUCAUAAAGUAACAAAUUUGGAAAUUUUUUUGAAAUUUAAUUGCAAAUUUCAUCAAGAAUAUAAUUAUGAAGAUUGUCAAGUAACAUUUAAAUGUUCACAAUCAGUCAUACAACGUUGUCAUAAUGCAAUUGAUAUGGCUGUAGAUCGUCUGGGUCAGAAUUUUUUGUUUCCUACUCAUGUAAUUGAGAAGGAAUCUCAAUUAGAGCUUGACGAAAUUGAAGAUACGUCAAUUUGUAAACAAUUAACUUAUCAGUGGACUGAUUCUAUAGAUUCACCGGAAUCUUCCGCUAACACAUCCAUAAGUAAUAAAUCUGAUGAUAUGUCAAAGUCAUUUACAAAAAUGUCAGUUGUACAACGAUUAUUUAAUGUUGAACCUAUUGAGAAAAAUAGAGAAAUUACAAUAAAACCUAAUGCAAAAGACGGGCCAUAUAUUGAAACAGAAAAUAAAAUAAAUGUUAUUAAAAAUUUAACAAAUACCGUAAUACAAGAUUCGAAAGACACAUCAACUUCUUCCUGUAAUAUUGAAUUGCAACCAAUUAUUUCACAAGUACGAAAACGAAAGUUGCUUUGGUUUAAUAAAGAUUUAAAUUAUUAUCAAAAGGAAGCUGUAAAAAACAUCUUAAAAGGACAUGCACGACCAUUACCUUAUGUAAUAUUUGGACCACCUGGUACAGGAAAAACUGUUACUCUUUGUGAAACAAUUCUGCAAAUUUUAUCAACUAUACCUGAAAGUCGUUUAUUAAUUGCUACACCAUCUAAUAGCUCAGCAAAUCUUAUAUCAGAAAGACUUCUAGAUAGUGGUAUACUUAAACCUGGUGACAUGGUACGACUCAUAGCUUAUCACUGUUUGAAUAAUGAUUCUAUACCCAGUAAAUUAUUGCCAUAUUGUGCUACUGCAGAAUUAGCAGAUGAAACAACAAUUGAAAAAUUAAAAUAUAAUGAAGUAGGACCAAAAUUGAAUUGUACUAUGAGUGUACUUGGACGUCAUAGAAUUACGAUUAGUACUUGUGUUGCUCUCGGGAUAUUAAAUAAUAUAGGAUUUUCCCGUGGACAUUUUUCACAUGUACUAAUUGAUGAGGCUGGUCAAGCGACCGAACCAGAGAUUAUGAUUCCACUCAAUUUUAUUCAUUCUGAUUAUGGACAAGUAAUUCUUUCAGGCGAUCCACUACAACUCGGUCCAGUUGUAGAAAGUGGUAUAGCAAAGAAUUUUGGUUUAGAUGAAUCAUUUUUAUCAAGAUUGCUACGUCAUUUUCCUUACCAGAAAGAUUCUAAUGGCUUUGAAACAUGUUAUGAUCCUCGACUAGUUACAAAGCUUCUUAUAAAUUAUCGAAGUUUACCAGAAAUACUUGAAUUAUCAAGUUCACUAUUUUAUGAUUCUGAAUUGAAGGCACAGAUAUCUUCGAAAACAAGUAAAGAAGCCAAACUUUUACAAACAUUAGCUACAGAAUUACCAAAGAGAAAGGAUACUCCACCAGCUAUAAUUUUUCAUGGUGUAAAUGGGGAAAAUUGUAAAGAUAAUGAUAGUCCUAGUUGGUAUAAUCCCGAAGAAGCAACUCAAGUGUACCUUUAUUUAUUAAAAUUAUAUAAAUGCGGUCUUUUACCUGAUGAUAUUGGGAUUAUAACUCCUUAUCAAAAACAGGUUCUUCAAAUUCGUGAAUUACUCAUGGAAUUAGAUGUGGAAUUACCAAAAAUUAGUAGUGUUGAAGGAUUUCAAGGUCAAGAGCGUAAUGUCAUCAUUAUUUCAACUGUGCGAUCUUCAUCCAAUUUUAUAGAUGAAGAUAUUAAACAUUCUCUUGGAUUUGUUGCAUGUCCUCGAAGACUUAAUGUUGCAAUUACUCGAGGCCGUGCUUUAGUUAUUAUUUUAGGAAAUCCUACUCUUCUAGUCCAAGAUCCUUACUGGAGAAGUGUUUUAAUAUAUUGUAUCAAUCAAGAUUCUUAUACCGGAUGUAGUUUCGGUUUUCCUGAUAUAGAAAAUUCUUGUAUAGAAACAAAUGACUCUUUUGCCAGUGACAAAAUUAAUAAUUCACGAUGAUUCACAUGACAAUUGUUCAUUAAAAUCUCUUUUAUAUUUAUCGAAAUAUUUGUUAUUAAAUAAUAAAAUUACAUUUUUUCUAAUAUACAUACAGUAUUUUAUAUUC